AUGUCGUCAGAAGAAGAAUACCUCUUCAUAACGCAGAAGAGUUACCUGGCUUCGACAAUCGACACUGUUGAGACCUCUUCAAAUACGAGACCCUAUUUUGAAGAAUUUUCGGACAUAAGCGAUUGUGAAUUCGUUUCAACAUGCCAACAGCUGGAGACUCGCAUGGAGCAAAAUGUCCUUCACCAAAAUGGCCACGACAUGCUGGACUUCGCUGGAGAUAUAUGCGACGCUGAACUCAUAUCUACAUGCGAGAUAGUCGAAAAAGAUGUCGUGAAAACAACAUCGAAGCCUACAAACAUGAGAUUCAGGGCUCCGAAAACGGAUACAGAAAUUUCAUCUCUCGGUCACAGAAGCACAAUGACCAAAAUUCAAUGGGCUGUUAAAACGUUCAAGGAAUGGCAACAUAACAGAAAUCGGCUUGCAGAUCAGCGCAACAUUAGCCCCAUUCUUGUGGACAUAGAGGACAUGACCUGCGAUGAACUGAAUUAUUCCAUUUCACGUUUCAUAUGUGAAGUGAAGAAAGUGGACGGAUGUGAAUAUCCCCCGGAUACCUUGUACAGUUUUGUCAUCUGUCUCCAGCUGUAUAUGGACACUCUGGACAGGUGUUUCAAGCUUCUGUCUGACGACUCUUUCAGUCAGAUUCGCAACACUCUGGAUAACGUGAUGGAGACUAACAGUCGGACGUGCAAGACGAAAAGACAAGCUCAAGUUAUCACACUAGAGGAGGAGGAUGUACUGUGGUCUGCAGGCUGUCUCGGCAGCAACACGCCUGCUCAGCUGUUGGACACCCUUGCCUACCUGAUUGGAUUACAUUUUGCUUUACGCGGGGGCCAGGAGCACAGAGGGGACGCGUCGCAGCUUCAGGUGUGUGAAAGUAGCAAUGGAAGAUACCUGUUGUACACGGAACGCACAUCGAAAUCUAACAGUGGAGGACUUAAACACCGCCGUGUUGAGAACACACGUGUUGUUGCGUAUGAAAACGCGGAGAAACCUGACAGGUGCGUGGUGGCGUUGUUUGAGAAGUACCUAGCCCAUUGCCCUUCAACAACCAAAACUGACGCAUUUUACUUACGUCCGCUGGUUAAACCUACUGGGGAUGUCUGGUAUGUGGAUCAACCAUUGGGAAGACAUAAACGUCAGUCCUUUCACGCCUAUGCAAGACUGCAGGUCUGCCCGGACACCGCACAAAUCAAUCUCUCCGGGCAUCAGCAGCUAGUCGACUCUACCAGGCAGGAGUCGACGAGCAGCUGA
Molecule: messenger RNA, 1251 nt
Organism: Haliotis rubra (blacklip abalone)
Lineage: Eukaryota; Metazoa; Mollusca; Gastropoda; Lepetellida; Haliotidae
Product: zinc finger MYM-type protein 3-like
Exons: 2
Coding region: 1-1251 (416 amino acids)
Source: RefSeq, a predicted model, not a curated record